Molecule: messenger RNA, 3559 nt
Organism: Vombatus ursinus (common wombat)
Lineage: Eukaryota; Metazoa; Chordata; Mammalia; Diprotodontia; Vombatidae
Gene: NCOA4
Product: nuclear receptor coactivator 4
Exons: 11
Coding region: 174-2033 (619 amino acids)
Biological process (GO): response to hormone; intracellular iron ion homeostasis
Molecular function (GO): transcription coactivator activity
Source: RefSeq, a predicted model, not a curated record
CCCCAUAGCAGCAACUGCUAAAUUGGCUGCUGCGGGCUUUGUUUUCCUGGCGUCCUCUGGCUGGGAGCGUUGUCCGGCCCACUCGGCGGCACUCAGCCACGAACGAAGAUCAAACAGUUGGAAGGAAGAAAACCUCAAGUAAAAAAGAACCUUUUCAAGGAACAGGGUUCAUCAUGAAUAUAACACAGGACCAGAGUGUCAGUUCCAGCAAUAAAGAGCCGCUGUCCAGGUGCUGUGAAGCCAGGAAGGAGUUGGAACAUGCCAUUGGUGGUGUGCUCAAGGCUGAACAGCACAUUAAAGAUAACUUGAGAGAAGUUAAAGCUCAGAUUCACAGCUGCAUAAGCCGUCAUCUGGAAUGUCUGCGAAGCCGGGAGGUGUGGCUGUAUGAGCAGGUAGAUCUCAUCUAUCAACUUAAAGAAGAAACACUUCAGCAGCAAGCCCAACAACUGUACUGGCUACUGGGACAGUUCAAUUGUCUUAUUCACCAGUUGGAAUGUACCCGUAGUAAAGAUCUAGCCAAUCAAGUUUCUGUGUGCCUGGAGAGGCUGGGUAGCUUGACCCUCAAACCUGAAGAUUCAAGUGUCCUGCUGUUUGAAGCUGAUAUACCUUCUCUUCGUCAGACCAUCACUACAUUUGGCUCUCUCAAAACCAUGCAAAUCCCUGAGCACUUGAUGACUUGUGCUGCUUCGCCCAGUCCUGGGCCACCUGGAGAGAGAAAGGCGUCUCUCCCCAAGCAGGAGCAGAAACCAUCAUUCCACCCUUCAUUUAUCCCACUUCGUGAUUGGCUUCUUAGAAGCAAACCAGCCUCAACUCAUCUGUCUCCUUAUGUACCCAGCACCAACCCCCAGGACUGGCUUAACAAAAAGCAAACUUUGACAAGCAGCCAGGGUCCCUCCCAAACCUGCAACUUUAAUAUCAGUAACAUCUGGGGCAACUUCAAGGGCUUGGAAAACUGGCUCCACAAGCAAGAUAUUUCUGAGAAAAGAAGCCCCCCAAAGUGGAAUAGCCCCUUCUCUGCAGAAAUAGAAAAAGGGGCUAACCUAGAGCUCCCUGAAGAAGAAAUGGAUCUUUCUGAUUGGCUGGUUACCUCUCCUGAGCCUCAGAAUGGCAACUUGGAAAGAGAUGAGAAAUCAAAGCUUUUCCAACUUUUCAAGGAAGAUUAUAAUGCAAAUGAUUGGCUUCUCAAGCCUGAUUCCUGCACUAAUUGUCAGGGCAACCAGCCCAAAGGUGUAGAGAUUGAAAAUUUGGGAAAUCUGAAGUGCCUGAAUGAGCACCUGGAAGGAAAGAGGCCAUCGCCCCCUUCCCCCACACCAAGUGAAAAUUGGAUUGUCCAGCAUCAUCAGGUUCCUUUUAAAGUUGAGGAGGUGUGCAAAGCUAAUGAGCCCUGCACCAGCUUUUCAGAGUGUGUUUGUGAAGACCAGUGUGAGAAGGAGGCCUUGUGUAAGUGGCUCCUGAAGAAGGAAGGGAAAGAUAAAAAUGGUGUCCUGGUGGACCAGCUGCCAGUUCUGAAACCUGAGCUAUUGAAGCUGAAAUCUUCCUUGAAUAUGUGGCUCUGUCCCUCUAGGGAAGAGGCAGAGGAACAGGCUAAGAUACCAAAGCCAACUUCUUGUACAAUUCCUGAACCUCUCAAAAUUUUGCUGGACAGCCCCUUGUCAGAUUGGCUUGCCAAAACAAAAGCCAAAGAAGUAAGAGCAUGGGAAACAACCGGUCCAGAUGACAAAGUUAGUCAGGAGGGGUUGUCACCACCUAAACAAAUGCGUCCUAACUCCAUGACCAUUUGGCAUCACCCAGUUAACGCAGCUGAUUGGAUAUUGCCUUCAAAGAAUACGGGAAGUUUUAGCCAGCCACCUGGGGAAGAUAAGUGGUUACUUCGAAAGAAGGCCCAGGAGGCAUUCCUUAAUUCACCCCUUCAUGAAGAACAUGCGUUUCCCCAGGACCGUUAUGGCCUGCCAGCAGUUUGUGAUCUUUUUACCUGUAUGCAGCUUAAAGUUGAUAAAGACAAGUGGUUGUAUCGAACCCCUGUCCAGAUAUGAGGAAACAAACACUUAGAAACCAAGGAAUCUUCCUGCUGAUCACCGCACAUCCGUGAACCAACUGACUGCAGCUUGCUGAAUCAUUGUGUUUCUGGAUCUUACUAGUAUUGUGUUGUGUUUCUUUUAUGCCAAAUUUUAAACUAGUGAGAUUAAACAAUAACAUAUUACUGAGUUAACCUAAAAAGAAAAGCCCACUUGUGAAGAGUACGCACAUUUUUAACUAGUUAAGUGCUGCAUCAGGGUGCCUACCCUUUACAAAGAUACCUCUGUAUCUGCCAUUUGGAUUGUGUUGGAAAGCAUACAAUGAAAUUUCCAAAUGAAGUCACUUUUUCUUAACAUCCAAGUGCAGCUUUCUUAACCAAAAGUAUUGCCCUUUCUGCAGAUUUUGACUAAUUUUUCUUGCUCUGGAUCCUGUCUUAGUGGUCAUCAAUGAUUCGUUUUCUGGUAUGCAGUUUUACGAUUGUAUUCCAUGUAUAAACUAAAUUUGCCAGUAUAUUGAAGUGUCUACUUUUUAAAGGGUAAACUCGUUAGUCCAGAAACUAAAAAGUAGAAUGGCUUUUUUAGCCUCAUUGUUAGCUCUGCUCAAGUUUUUUUCCUGUAGGGAAAAAUUGGAAACCUUCUCUACAGGUUAUUGGGCUGUCUGGUUAUCUUAAUGCCCCGUAUUUUAUUCAUUUGUCAAGACAGAGCACAAUGCAUAUUGUGGAUAGUAUGUAAUGCAAUAAAUUGCAUCUCAUUGUAUGAUUUUUCUUGGAGUUGAAAGUAUUUUAAUAGCCAAAAUUAGUUGAUUAGUAGAAUGAAAAGACAAGUGUACUCAGCAUUUGGCUUGCUGUGGUUCCAUUAUACUUGAACUAUCCAAAGGGAUUGUUGGUGCAUCCUGUGUAAUAGGAAGAUCUUCUACUGCAGCAUUAUAGACAUAACCAUUUCAACUAUGAGCAAAUGAAAUGCUGGCUGUCAUAACAUAUACGAUACUAGGAUAAUUUUGGUUUAAGUCCAUAAAACAUCUCAGUAGAUUGUCUUGACUACUUGUGCCUUGGGGCAUUUAUUUAUAAAAAAAUUUGUGAAACAUUCCCUUCAAUGUCCUUAAGUCAAGUUCAAAAACACCGUCCUUAUUAAUAACAAAGAUUUGUGCUAUUUUUAUUUUCUCACAAUAGAGAACUUAUAAAGUCUCUUUCUUCCUUCUUUGAAUUUUAAUUUUUGGAAAUCCUUAGCCUCGAACUGGGUUAGGGGACCUCUGGGAGGUCACAAGCUUCCUGAGAGUGCUCUGGACGACUCCACUAGAAGCAAUUUUAUUUUAUUCUAUGUCUAAAUUUGUAUCAGUAUCUCUACAAAUGUUAUAGUCCCACCCAGCCGAUUCUAGAUCCUUUAAAUUAACUUAAUAUCUUAGGCUCUUAGAAACUUUGUAGACUUCACUGUGUUACUCAUUUAUUCCUCUCUUGACAAUAUACUAUCGAGUCUGUAAAACAUUGUUUGCAGUAAUGCAUUUUAUACAAUUGCUGAUGAUCCUCAUUAAAAGCAUAACCACCACA